GCGACGUUUUUGCGAAAGGAGGGCUUCACGAGGACUGCCUUCUUCGCCAAGUGACAGAUCUAUUCAUUAAUUUGCCAAGAAGCGCCUCCAGAUCUACCUCGUGGGAUGCAGCAGCUCCGUCACGUCACGCGUCACAUGCGCACCAGCAGGAGCAGCACCGGCAGGCGCGCGAUGCCCCAGCUGAUGCACCGGUCCACGGCCAUCCCUGUGCAUAGGGUGAGGUCGAGGUGCAUGAGCACAGCCGCUGUGCAUCAGGCGGCAGAGAGGGCUGCGGGCGCAUCGUCAACUGAGGGCGGGAAGGAUCCCGAGAAGGACCCCGAUGCUACUGCAAAGGUACGGCCCGAGAUGAGAUCAGGUCACCCACAUGACCUUGAUGUGUGUUUGUGUGUGUGGUCAGGCCGCCCCUGCCACCCCUCCCCCCUCCACACCCGCCACUGGGGCUUCCUCCAGCAGCGGGGCCUCGGCCUCUCCCACUUCCCCUCCCACACCGGCAGCCGGCUCGGCGUCGUCAGAGAGUUCCUCCGCCCAGCCACAGGGAGGCAAGAAGAAGCACUGGGGUCCGUUCAAGUGGCUCAUGGCCAUCGGUGGCGCGGCGGCGGCAGCAACAUUUGCAUACUUCUUGCAUAAAGCCAGUGAGAGAGGAUUGAUGAGUCGUUGACCGGAUGGGCGGAGGGGAUGUGUCUGGCUGGUUGUCUGUGUGUGUGUAUGUGUCAGACUACAACGUUGCUUUGGCUGAGCUGCUGUUUAUGCAGUGGAUAAAGGACACGUUCGAUCCGCCACGGAUACCGCAAAACGUGACCAAUGCCAAGUUCCAGGUCAGGCGGAUCCACGCACAUACACACCGCACACGCACAGCGGUCCAUUUGUGCUCUGUGUGUGAGUGUGUGUGUGUGUGUGUGUCUGCCAUAGGUGGCCCUUCACCCCGACCUCCAACACGAGCUGGGCACCUACUUCCUGCAGCUGGACCUCGAUAAGGGUACGUCCACACACGCUCUACACAAGCGCCUGUUGGCCAAUGCCUGCAGAGAACGGUGUCCGGCGGACCGACGCGCUCGCACUGGUCGAGAAGGUAAGAAAUAUGGACAGAGAAAGAGAGAGAGAAUGGCGGCCAAUGAAGCAAUGCAUGGAGGUGCGAUGGACAUGUACCUUACUUAUGUCAGUUGGGCUUCCCGUCUGCGAAGGAGUAUGACGAGACGGUCGACACCUGGCUGCGGAGGGGGCGGAAGCAGGAAAGCGUAAGGAAUUCCGCACACAAACAGACGCUAUGAGGGAAGGAGGGAGGGAGGGACAUGUAUGUCUAUCUGUCGGUCUGCCGGUCGUUGGUUUGUGCCUUCAGGACAAGAAGAAGCUGAUGGGCUGCUGCCUGCAGGAGGUGGCGGAGCUGGUCGAGAGCCUCAUACUGCUGGAAGAGAAAAGCGCAACCAACCAGGGAAUCGACAGCGGCGCUUCUUCAUUUGCCGCUCAGCAGCUGGACUCAGGGACCGCCCCAUCCCAUCAGGAUGCCACCACAGCGAGCAGCAGCAGCGCCGGUGCCGCGGCUGCUCCGACGCCCAUGUCGUCCUCCCAGCAGCGCGUGUACGAGCGGCUCAAGGAGCUCAACCCCACUCCUACACCCUCACUCUUACCCCCAUUCAUCGCACGACCCAAAUACCACCCGUAAGCAAGAGGGACAGAUACACAGACACACAGACACACGGAGGCCGUUGGUCGGUUGGUCUACUGGUCCAUGAAUCAGGCGUCCCGUGAUGGGGUCGCCGCCGCACCGUGAGGAGGAAGAGAAGACGCAAGACGUACGCCAGCCACACCACCCACCCGGCCACUGGGUGUGUGCACGACAGCCAUGGUGACGUGUGUGGGGGGGGCGUGUGUUGCUUGCUGCAGGCCGAGGAGCUGGACAUGUAUGAGUUGGAGCUGGCGCAGCUCAAACGACUCGAAGCCGAAAUCAUCCAGAGGAAAACAAGGUAGGUCAGCCGGCAAUCAGACACCACACACCAGAGAGGCGGGAGAUAUGUUCUUUCUUGUCUUCUUUAAGGCGUGGUUUGAGUGAGGUGGAGUCGGCGCGUCUGGGUGACAUCCGAGCUGACAUUGCUGAGACGCAGCGUCGGAUACGGACACUCAAGAACAAAGGCACGCUCUUCGGAUGGGGCAUCGGCAAGUACUGAAUUGAUUAACGGAGAGGCAGCACGAAUGUCCAGCAGUUAGUGUGCUUUGAUGUUUCCGUGGACGGCCGAGUGCAGUGCAGUGCACUCCUCUGUGUGCUUGGUGUCCAUGACAUGCGCCAGCUGACACGAACAGACAAGACAGCUUGAGUAACGACAGACCGACCACAUCAGUUCUGUGCAUGGUUCAGUCUGUCGGUGCUGUUGUGUCUGACGCGUGGUGGACGUGUGACGGGAUCUCCUGGCGUGUGGGAUGCCGUCUCACGUCUACUGCAUCGCGUCAUGCGGGACAACAGACAGACAGACAGACAGGCAGACAGAAGGGGGCUGGUUGAGAUCUGAGGGAUCAAUCAAUGUGUUGGACGCUCUCUGUGGAGGGGUGGAGGGAUGGAAGUAUUGAACU
Molecule: messenger RNA, 2562 nt
Organism: Vitrella brassicaformis
Lineage: Eukaryota; Vitrellaceae
Source: the annotation of a GenBank genome assembly